AUGGGUCUCCUUCCCCCGUUCGUAGGCGCCCUCCUCUUCAGCGCCAUCCAGUUCCUAGUGCUGCUGUUUGUGGUCAUCGCCACCCCCAUCUCCCAAAUCGAUUCCAUGACCUCAAAGAUGUGCUAUACCCUUUGGGGCUCCAAGUCUGACUGCAGCAAGGUGGGCUACACGGGCAGGGGCAAGAUGGCGUUCGGCGGCUGUGGCCAGCGUGUCAACAACAUGAACGGUGGCGCCGCCUUCGCCAUCAUCUCCAUUCUCACGACUUUGGUGGCGCUCUUCUUCGGGAUUAUGAUGCUGAUCCGCGUUUCCUGCCCGGUCAUCCUCCCGUUGUUCUUCACCUCCGUCUCGGUCGUGACGAUCCUGAUCAGCUGGGCUUGCGUGGCCGGCGCAUUCACCAUCAAAAUGUGCGGCAUGAAGUGGAGCAAUUUUGCCUUGAAAUACGGUCCGGGCUUUUGGCUCAUGAUCGCGGCCAUGUGUCUCCAGGUUCUCAACGUCCUCGUGUUGGUGUUCAUAUCCUUUUUCUAA
This is a messenger RNA of Leishmania braziliensis MHOM/BR/75/M2904, 525 nucleotides long. Its product is annotated as amastin-like surface protein-like protein. The coding region runs from base 1 to 525 and encodes 174 amino acids. The transcript has a single exon. The record is from RefSeq and is a predicted model, not a curated record. NCBI's taxonomy places the organism in Eukaryota, Euglenozoa, Kinetoplastea, Trypanosomatida, Trypanosomatidae.